UGAGCGUGAGCGCGAAUAGGCAUUCGUCUGAUGAAGUAACAUCGUCACGACGUCUCUCUGCGUAAACAUAAAACGCGAAAGAUAAUUUCGUAAAUUCAACCCGUAAUUUUAAAAUAUACAAAUAAAGAGUAUUACUAGUGUUUUUGUGACUUAAUGUGCUUAAAAUACUCUCAUGUUGUGUAAUGUGUUGGUAAUAUGACAAGUGUUUUGAAAAAAUCAAGAGGUACUAAAGGUAAAUCCGAAUCCAUGCAAGAAGAUUUGCCGGCGAGAUGGUGUGUGUCCCGAGGACACAAAACCGAAGAUUCAGCGAAGUUGAUCAAGUAUGUUGAUGACAAUAUCAUUGGCAAAGGAACCUCAUUCUGCGGUCCAUUCGGUAGGAGAAAAGUUGUAUAUUGCGACUAUAGCGGCUCUGGGCGUGCUUUGCAAUGGAUAGAAGAGUACAUAGCACGCGAUGUGCUUCCAACACACGCGACGUGGUGCACGGCUCUAUCCGUUACCUCUGGACAAAGCGAGAUUUACCGGUCAGAAUCCAAAGAGAUAAUUCGCCAAGCCGUCGGAGCUGGUCCCGAAGACGUGGUGGUCCUUGGAGCUACGUUAUGUCGGUUUUUGCGCGCUUUACGCCCACAAAAAGUAGCUCUUUUCGUGUCCUCGAGAGAAACAGAAAGACAACUGGCGCCCUGGAAGGAAUGUGAUGCUGAGAUAAUCAAAAUACCAGAAACAAAAGAAGGCUUCAUUGAUUUGAACAACCUGGAACUAAGAUUGCAAGAGAAUACUGGAACUGGUAAAAGAAUGAUAGGAUUCUUCCCAGCCGCUUCAAAGUUGACGGGAGUGUUGGCGGACGACGUCGCGACGACUCUCCUAUUACACCAAUAUGGCGCCUGGUCGUUCUGGGAUUACACGUUAGUGGCACCCACUUCAGCUGUGGACAUGAAUCCAACAUUCCUGAGCGUUGAAGAGGGAAUGGUUAAAAAGGAUGCUCUGUUUUUUAACUGCGAAAAAUUCGUCGGUGGAAUUCAGGGGCCGUAUAUCGCGAUUGUGAAGAAGGACGUCUUUAAGAACUCGCCGUUAUAUUCAGAAGACGUCGAGGUACUGGCAGAAAGAAUAGAAGAAUUCAGAUGCGCGGAAGCUGUGAGAGCAGCGAUAGUUAUUCAGUUACGAGACGCAAUCGGUCUUCAGAACAUAGCAGAGAAACAAGACCACAUAACGAGGCAAGUUUUAUCUCAUAUCAAGAACAUCCCUGAAUUGAUUUUACUUGGAAGUGAAUCUCGUACCAUGAGGCGAUUGCCAAUUUUUUCUCUUAUGGUGAAGCAUCCCCGGGGCACCUUUCUUCAUCAUAACUUCGUGUGUGCUGUUCUCAACGAUGUAUUCGGUAUCCAGGCAAGAGGUGGACUGAACGGAAAUCUAAACUAUGGUGCUGACGUUCUGGGUAUCGACGACCAACUCCUGAAAGAGUACGAGAAAGUAUUGGACGUUGAAGUACAAAGAGAAAUAGCAAGGGUCCGAAAGCUUAGCGUCGUUAAAUCACCAGAGGUGCCAAUACAUAACGAACCACUUAGGCCAGGAUUCUGCCGAGUGUCUCUCCCUUUCUUUAUGUCUGAAAACGAGCUAGCAUUCAUUCUAGAAGCAUUGAAAAUGGUAGCCACGGAAGGUUGGAAGAUAUUGCCCCAGUAUGUUGUAAAUUCAGAAACAGGCCAGUGGAGACACCACACGUGUUCAGUACUGAGGGAUAAGAAAUCUUUAUAUUCGUUGAGGUUUAAUGAUGGACAGAUAACUGCCCACGAGAGGAGGAUAUCAGGCCCAGGAAUUUUCCCUCAAACGUAUACAGAAUGUUUGCAAACAGCGAGAAACCUUUUCAAUAGAGCAAGAAAGUUGGCUAUGAAAUGUUCUAGCGUAGAACCUGAAGUCAGUUUUAAUCCAAAGAUUGAUUACUUGAGAUGGUUUAUGUUACCAAAAGAGGCUCACGAUCUUCUGCUUGGUAAAUCUGGCAAUGUCAAACAUAUUGUACCGUUCGACCCGUCUGGAUACACAGGAGCAAGAAAGAGUCUAAAUGCAUCCAGAUCUUCUAAUACCUCAUCGCCAAUACUUGGUACUUCACCAAGGCACUUCAGUUUGUCAGCGAUUGAUGACUGUCACUUAUUUAGACUGAAACAAAAACAAAAGUUCUUUUCAAGAGAAUCAAGUUUGAAGGAAACUUCUAAAGAAGAAGCUAUCACAGUAAAUUCUCAUCCAGUUCAAUUCGCACUAGGAGAAUCCGUUUCACCAUUGCGUUUGGUACCUCAAACUUCAAAACCAGUACUCGUGAGAUCACGAUGCUAUUCUUUGGGGUCCGAUUUACCUCAAGUACCUCUAAGUGCAGUGACGAGAAUGAACCUCGGAUUAAAGGAAACAAGUCCAAAUAAUAAUGUUAAAGUAAGCAGUUUUUGUAACUGUGGAAGUCGGACAGAUUUACCUUCGAUGGACGAUGGUAUUAUCUCUCCAAAUAAAAAAUAUCCCUAUAGUGCUCAGAGCAGCACAUCGAUAUCUGAUUGUAGUCAAGUAGGUCGAACAUCACCAACUGCUUCUGUCACAUCCCACACUUCGGAGGACCUACAAGCCUAUGUCAAAGAAAUGACAAAAGAAAUAGCGACAGAGAUUAAGUCCGAAAUACGUGGAGUCAUCUCUAAAGUUGAUGAUAUAUUAGAAAAUUCUGACUUGAUCGAACAGUCCAAUUUAAGCAUGACCUCAGUUUCUAGUCAGAGUGAUAAGAAUUCUGUGUCCGUUAUAGAUGUCGCCGAAUAUUUGAUGGGCGUAUCAAGAGAAAUGGCGUCCGAAGUUAAACACGAGAUUCGCGAAAUGGUAAACAGAGUCGAUGAAAUGAUUUCUCCCGAAUUAAAUAACUCGGGUUCUAGAAAAAGCUCUCCUCCUCAAGCGAUACGAAAAAGAAUAGGAUCGGGCCCUGAACUAGGAUUAGAUUUAAAAAGACUAAACUCGUCGCAAUCUUUAAGAAAAUGUCCAACAAGUCCUGUAUUUCCAUCGCCAUCUCAUUAUGAUGAAGAUGAAAGUAGACUUUGCAAGCGAUCGCCAACUACUCAAUCUCCAAAAUCGGCACAAUGUACACCCUCUCACGAGGCAUCCGGACCAAAUAGUAUAUCUUUUAAUUCAAGUGAAACCUCUACUCCUGAUACUAUAAUUCAAGUUGUGACUACAUCUCAGAAUUCUCCAGUUCUACCGAAAUCUUCGAGCUCAAACAAAUUAUCGGACGAUGAAGUUAGUUGCACGGAUGCGAUUUGCAGACAAUGUUGUAUUAAAAAAGCAUGGUGCCAAAAUGCCUCCGUCAGCUCUCAAGAUAGCGGAAUUAAUAUGACAUUCGCUGAAACUGAUUCUCUAAUAGAUUUAGUAAAAUGGCGAACUUCUUCAGAUCCGACGACGAACAAAGUGCGAAAGUUACAAGGCAGACUUCGCAUGUGCCAGAAACAUGAAAAAAGCGAGGUGCCAGACAUCAUAGAAGGAGUGCCAGUGUGCUCGGGGGACCACACGAGACAGGAGAAGACAUUUGACAAUGACCUGGGAAAAGUUGCCUUUCAAAUAUCAGAUGACGUUGAACGACAAAAUCGGAAUAUCACCUCCGCAUCAGAUUCUAAAAGAUCCAGCAGAUCAUCAAAUGCCUCGUCCAGCUGCUCUGACCGAAGUUCUCGGUCUAGCGGCUACGGUACCGAUGGUCAGAGAACAUCCCAUGAUGAGCAAUAUUAUGAUAGGAGCGAAUCAGACUUUCGUUUCAAGUCUGAAUGUUGCUGGGAGGAAACUGAACACGAUGACAGUAGUGCUUGCAGCGACGGCUCCCUCACAGACUUUACCUUCGAUGAUGAGGGGAAGUGGCAUUGCCCUCCCAAGGCUGUUUGGAAGGCUACUGUUGAGGCUAUUCACGAGUACAACAUGAUACGGCCAGGUGACAAAGUGUUAGUCUGUCUCUCGGGUAGUCGCGACUCAAUAGCUCUUCUCCAUACAAUGCAUCAGUACCAGUUCUACGCCAGGUCUAAGGGAAUACAUUUCAGCAUCGGUGCAUUAUUCGUCCAGGAACCACAGUCCGAUGUUGAUCCUCUACACGUGAUGGCUUAUUGCCGAACUCUCGGUGUCAAAUUCAUUUAUCAAGAUAAACUUAAAGACGAAGAGAUGCAACAGCGCGCGGGCGCGGGCGCGGGCGAGCUGCACCGCUGGGCGUCGCACGCGGUGCGGCGGCGCGCGUACGGCGCGGCGGCGGCGCACGGCUACGGCGUGGCGGCCGUGGCGCAGAGCCUGGACCGCGCCGCCGCCGCCUUCCUCGCCGCCGCGCUGGCCGCCGGCGCGCUGCGCACCACCAAGGCGCACUACCGCGUCCCGGAGCACAAUAUCCGCAUAAUAAGACCGUUUAUCUACGUGCGUGCCCGUUCGCUGGAAGUGUUCGGUUGGUCCCGGGCACUGCCCCACUUCGGGCGCCACCUCGACUCGCCCGACACGCCGCCCUCUGAUUGCACGCAUGCGGAUACCGGCAAAAUCAUCCUGGAUCGUUCAGUCUCAGUUCCCUGUGAAAGCUCGACCAAAAGUGUCGAAACUCUUAAUGAUCAACUAGUGGAAACCGUAACGGAAUCUUUAUCUGAGACGCUGGUAGAGCCGCUGGUGGAGCCGCUGGUGGAGCCGCUGGUGGAGCCGCUGGUGUCCGCACAGAACUUGCUCAUCAGCCAGGAACGUCUGUAUCCAUUUCUAUAUACCAGUCUGAAAAGCUCCUUACGGCCACUUAUCGGUGCCAGGAACAUUGAAAAAGAUAUUAAAGAAAGUAGACACAGAAAGAAAUCAGUUAUUCAAAUGAAAAAUGGCGCCCCCGUAUACGAUUCUGAGGAGGGCACCGACGAAGAACCAGUGCCAUAAACAACGGUCAAUUUUCCUGCCAGGAAUGCACAUUCUCCGCCAUAUUAAUAAAACCUCAAGCAAAUGAUAAAUUAUGGAUUUUCUGUCUCGUUCGCAAUUGUUCGUCCUCGUAUACGACUGACAGUGAUAAAACAUGGCUUGUUUAAAUGUUUCAUUAAAUGACGAUUCAACGCCGAGUUGUGAUUACUCAGUGAUCGAUUUUUUUUUUUAAUAUUUAUCUAUAGUUUUGUUGCAAAGCGACAUUUUAACAGAAGUUAUUUUUAAGUAAACGAUAAAUUUGGUUUAUAAUGAAUUAAACAUUUAUUUGUAUUAUCGUUUUUAAUGAACUUUGAUUGUUUAAUAUCAUUGUUCGAAUUUUUAAAGCUUGAAUAAAGUGAGAAGAUUAUUUUAAGUUGUUUUUUUUUUCGAGGUUUGCCAUACUGAUAAUUUUUUCUACAAUUUAGUAGUUUCUCGUAAUUAAUGUGGACUUGUAAACGGAGUGCAUUUGUUACUGUCUGGUAUUUUUCGUGUUUAAAGUUAAUCGAUAUAUUGUCAUGUUGUAUGUGUGUUAAAAUUCUACGUAAAUAUAAGAAAUUGGCUUAUUUAUUGUGUCCAGUAGAGAGAAAAAUAAAUAUGUGCGUUUAUAAUAUGCAGAUUUUAUUAAAGACGAAAGUCUUAAAUAUUAUAACGUUGAAACAAAUAAUGUUAUAUUUUGAUAACUACUGAAUUUUAUUUUAUUAAAAAUAUAUUCAAUCUUGUAGAAUUUAGUCACGUAUAUAAACACCAAGAUUAUUUAUAGAAAUUAAUGUAGAACUAUAUGUUAUAGUAAUUAGUAACUAAGUGUAAUACUUUUACAAAUUUCAUAAAGUAAUCGUUAGAUUUAUUUCUUUUUAAAAUGUUUUAAUUAUGUUAUGAACGUAAAACGGAAAAUUGGUUUGCUAUGGCAACAUUUAUCUUUAUAAUCUGUAACGAAAAGGUUAUGUCUGUUAACGUUUGACUGUUUGUAAUUCAUUUUAAAAAUAGUUAAAUGUAUAUUUUAUAAACAAAAGCUGUGAAAUUUCUCAUAUAUCGUUUUAGUAUAUAUUAUGUUUAUAUCUCUGUAUUAUGUGACAAAUAUUUUUGUAUUAUUGCUUAAGAUUUAUGAAUUCCUAUAUAUCGAUCGUAAGACGAUGUCCCAUACAUUGCUUCCAUGGUAAUUGUAAAUUGUAAUCGUAUUUACAAAUUGUCGUAUGAAUAAAGAUGUUUUUU
Molecule: messenger RNA, 6108 nt
Organism: Nymphalis io (European peacock)
Lineage: Eukaryota; Metazoa; Arthropoda; Insecta; Lepidoptera; Nymphalidae
Exons: 17
Coding region: 196-4881 (1561 amino acids)
Source: RefSeq, a predicted model, not a curated record